UCAAGCGCUCAAAACCAGUAACCCUUUCAUUAUUCUCUCCUUACCAGAAACUUCGGAAAGAAGAUUUUCAUCUCUGAUUAUACUCAACAAUGGCGUCUAAGAAAUCGUUAGCCCAGCGCCUCUAUAACAUCUACAAAUUCUCUUCCAAAAGCGUUACGAGUUGCCGGAUAGCUUCAUCCGCGGCUCAAAAUCGGAUUCCUCGUAGCCCUAAUCGCUCUAAUCUCGCUCCGGAUCCCGGAGACAAUGCGAUCUUCAGCCGCUUUAUUCACAGGAGGGCUAUACAGGAGGAGAUGUCGCUGGAGCUCAGGUCAGUCCCAAUGGGAGGAAACCUGAUUGAGAAACUCAGGGAAAUUGGAAUCGGCCGGGAUCGGAUUCGUUUGGACGGACUUACACCGCCUCCGGCGACGGAAACUUCGCCGUCGGAGAGGCCGGGGCUUACGAUUGAGGAUACCAAGAAAUUACUCAGGGUUACGCAGCUAGAGGCUGUAAAAUCGAGGCUGAGGGAAAUUCCUCAGAGCAGUAUCUCUUACUCGGAAUUUGUACGGAUCUGCGAGGAGACUUGUACGGAUUCAGACCUGGGACGAAAAUUUGCGAAAAUGCUGGAUGAGAGUGGAAACGUCGUCGUUUUCGGGAACGUUGUGCUUCUCAGGCCUGAACAGGUUGCCAAAGUGAUUCAAGAACUAAUUCCAGUACCAGAACCAAGCUCCAACGACCCAAGAAGAAAAGAGCUUGAAGAGUUGGAGAAUCAGAAGAGUGAGAUUGACGAGAGGGCCGAGUCCCUGGUCCGAAAGGAGCUGUGGUGCGGUCUGGCCUACCUAAUGGUUCAAACUGCGGGGUUCAUGCGGCUAACUUUUUGGGAGCUGUCGUGGGAUGUGAUGGAGCCAAUUUGCUUCUAUGUCACGUCGAUAUACUUCAUGGCUGGCUAUGCCUUUUUCCUUAGGACCUCCAAAGAGCCUUCUUUUGAAGGGUUUUUCCACAGCCGAUUUAUGGCUAAGCAGAAACGAUUAAUGAAGCAGUAUGACUUCGACAUUGGAAGGUAUAAUGAGCUGAGAAAAGCUUGUUAUCCAUACUCAACGCCUUAUUCGACGAUCAAUUCAUUUGAUAAAGCAGGAAAGGUCCAAUUGGGUGUUGUACAUGAUUAAUUUGAUAUUAACAGUAAUACUACAAGAGUAAUAAGAAAAACAACAAGUGAAAAAUAGCCACACAAUUUUGAUUAAUAAUUUCAUUCUCAUUUUUAAUGUUUUGUUUUAUCUUUGCAAGAAGUUAAACAAAAUUGUUCUCUAUCCAAGGUCUUUGAGCAUCUCUGUUUUAUUUUUUAUCACUCUAUUGCGUUGUACAUCAUGCAUAAUCCAGACCAGAUGCUAUCAAUUUUCUGGUUAAUUUAUAUUUAUUUUUAAUUU
This is a messenger RNA of Humulus lupulus (European hop), 1400 nucleotides long. Its product is annotated as calcium uniporter protein 2, mitochondrial. Gene Ontology annotation, cellular component: uniplex complex; mitochondrial inner membrane. Gene Ontology annotation, molecular function: uniporter activity; calcium channel activity. The record is from RefSeq and is a predicted model, not a curated record. Gene Ontology annotation, biological process: mitochondrial calcium ion homeostasis; calcium import into the mitochondrion. The coding region runs from base 90 to 1142 and encodes 350 amino acids. Lineage: Eukaryota; Viridiplantae; Streptophyta; Magnoliopsida; Rosales; Cannabaceae. The transcript is spliced from 2 exons.